This is a messenger RNA of Aspergillus udagawae, 807 nucleotides long. RefSeq names its product complex I 24 kDa subunit family protein. Gene Ontology annotation, molecular function: NADH dehydrogenase activity. Lineage: Eukaryota; Fungi; Ascomycota; Eurotiomycetes; Eurotiales; Aspergillaceae. Bases 1 to 807 code for a protein of 268 amino acids. The record is from RefSeq and is a predicted model, not a curated record. The transcript is spliced from 3 exons.
AUGGCUUCAAAGUUCUUCCCCGCUAUCCCGCGGGUUGGCCGCCAAUUGUUCCACCAGAUUCCUAAGUCCCAAUGCAGACCGUUCUCGGCUGGCCCGCAACGUUACAGCGAUACACUUGCCGUGCAUCGCAACAAGCCUCACAACAACCCCUCUAUCCCUUUCAAGUUCUCCGAGCAGAAUAUGAAACUCGUCGAUGAGAUCCUCAAGCGCUACCCUCCCCAGUACAAGAAGGGUGCCGUUAUGCCCCUCUUGGAUUUGGGCCAGCGCCAGCACGGCUAUACCAGCAUUAGCGUCAUGAACGAGGUCGCCCGUAUCCUUGAGAUGCCCCCAAUGCGCGUUUACGAAGUCGCUACCUUCUACACCAUGUACAACCGUGAGCCGGUUGGAAAGUACUUUGUUCAGCUCUGUACCACGACACCCUGCCAGCUCGGUGGCUGCGGUAGCACCAAGAUCCUCGAAGCUAUCCAGGAGCACCUGGGCAUCACUCCCGGACACACAACAGAAGACGGCCUUUUCACUUUCAUCGAGGUCGAGUGCCUGGGUGCCUGUGUCAAUGCCCCCAUGGUCCAGAUCAACGACGACUACUACGAAGAUCUCACGCCUGAAUCGAUGAAGACCCUUCUCACAGCCCUGAAGGAGUCCGCUACAGUCGCGGAGAGCGGCAAGGAAGUCAAGGUGCCCGCGCCAGGACCCCUGAGCGGAAGACAGACCUGCGAGAACAGUGCUGGGCUCACGAACCUGCAAAAUCCUGUGUGGGACCCUGAGACAAUGAUGCGGAAGGACGGUGCCUUGGAUCAGCAGGCUUAA